UCUGACGAAGCUUUUGGUGUUGCUCAACGUCAGCUUACACAGGGUGUGUUCGUUCAGUAAAUAUUGCGGCAUUGUUUCUUUUUAUGAGAAAGCAUCACGUUCGCUACGAAAAUUUCGGCAACAGUGGCAACGUCACACGUUCGUGCAAGAAAAUGUAAUCAAUCUGUUGCUCAUCACUAGCCAAUCAAACGCAACACAAAAAAAAUUUCUGCGCAUUUGAAAUGGAGGACGAAAUAAUAAAAUUAAGUUCAGCUGAGUCCAAAUUGUUGGUCAGGUGUCGACUGGACAUGGAGCAAGAGUUUUCUUGCGGCAAAAGAAAAAAAUCGGUUCUUUGGGGCAAAGUUUUGGACAAAAUAAAGACUGAAGCUCCUGAUUUAACUGCGACAAAAGAGCAACUCCAAAGAAAAUUCCUCAACAUGCUAGCAACUUACAAAAGAAUAAAAAAGCGGAAUAGAUCAACAGGUAGAGAUGCAACCACUUGGGAUUUUUUUAAUGAUUUUGAUGAAGUUUACGGCAAUAGACAUUCAGUUGAUCCUCCAUCUGAAAACCUACAAAACUCAUUAGAUCUUCCAAGCUGCUCGACUGCAGAACACAUAAGAGCAAACGAAAUGUGCCGAGAGGACAAUGAUGUUGUGGAAAGCGUCUCAGACGUAAGGGGAAACCAGCAAAAUUUCGCUAAAAAAAAACGCACAGUAUCGGGAAAUGAAACGUUGGAAUUUUUAAAAAAGGAAUCGGAAGAAGAAAAACUCCGGCAUAGAGAAGUGAUGACGUUUGAAAGAGAAAAGUUGGAAUUUGAAAAGGAAAAAGCUAAAAUAAUGUUGGGAUUAAAAGAAGUGCUGGAUAAAUUUUUGCAAAAGUAACAUUUGCAAGUAUUUAGCUACAAAUUUAAUGAAAAUAAAAUC
This is a messenger RNA of Bactrocera tryoni, 902 nucleotides long. RefSeq lists its product as uncharacterized. Lineage: Eukaryota; Metazoa; Arthropoda; Insecta; Diptera; Tephritidae. The record is from RefSeq and is a predicted model, not a curated record. The transcript is spliced from 2 exons. Bases 222 to 860 code for a protein of 212 amino acids.